UGCUGAAUCUGAAGCCCAAUUUCCAGGUGUGAUGAAGCUCAACGGGCAUACUGAAAUUAAAGUAUAUGGGCCCAGAGCCCAACUUGAGCUUCUUUUAGUAGUAGUUUUUUUUUGAGCUUGAGCUUCUUUUAAUUAAUUAAUAGCUGAAGAGAGAGCGAGUGAAUGUAAAAUCAUCUCAGCCAUCUCUCACUCAUCAGUCGUCACAAACCAAAUGCUGCUGUCUGCAUUUCCUCCACAAACUCCACCCCCCGCGGCCCACUCCAAUUACUGUUUUACCCCUAUCGUUGCCCCUAAUUACAACAAAGCCCAGCCCCACUCCCCCUGCGCCUGCCUCGCCACCACCAGCUCCUCCGCCCAGCGCCCGCUCUCCCUCGCGGCCACCGCCUCCACCGCUCUUGGCCAGGUCAGCUUCACAUCCGAAGACGAUGCCUCAUCGCACGCUGAGGACUCCAUGGUGUCGUCGGCGGCCGCCAUCGCGACGGCCAUACGCGACGCCUCCACUUCUCCGGUCGAAUUCGUGCACAGGAUAGAGAAAGGCGCCGACGCCGGCGGAGGCGGCGCUAAGAGUAAAGCUAUGGUGCUGCCGAGUCAAGAUUUUCAGCGGCUUUGCCUCGAGCAGCUCGAUCUCUUCCGCCGCAUCGUCCAUCCAGACGCUCUUCUAUCGGUCUACGUAAGACCAGCUGGUAGUUAUGUCAUGGAUCAAUUGGAGUUGCGGCGAAUUACUCUCAAUCCAUGUGCCAGUGCAGCUGAUAUUGUUGUUCUAGUUGGUACCUUCCGUGUACCAGCAGGACUAAGAGUUGCAGAAGCUGCGAUUUCAAGUCAACAGGCAGAAUUUCUUCCUGAGCUUGGUGCUGUAGUCUUCCCAAUGGUAACACAUCCAUUUGUUGUGGGCUUCUUAGUUGCUGAACUUCCAAAGAUGGCUCUAGACAGAGAAUGGGAUGAUCAAAGUGACUGUACAUACUCUGGGAAAUCUUUUCCAUUGCUGCAGAGCAUGGACUCCCAACCAUUAGAUGUACAAACUUUGAAGGAUCAUUCAGUUGACAAGUUGAAGUUUUCCGCAGAACAAAAAAUAAAUGCCCUACACAUCACCCGUUCGCUUGCCAUGGCUUAUGUCAUGGAUCAGAAAGCCAUGCUGCUGCAGCAAUCAUCAUGGCAAAAUAAUAUCAGGAUGAAUGAUUUGGUGGAGCAGAUUCGAAGUUCUCUUUCAAGCAUUCGGACAUUGAGCAAGAUGUUGUCUGUUCAGUUGAAAAGGAGUGAGAUUUCACAUGAUAUAGUUGAAGACAUUUUAGUGCAAGGCGAUUACAUAAAUGAUACACUUCAGAAGCUACAGGAUGCCGUCUACUUGACAAAGGCUAAUAUACUGCGAUAUAACAAAGGAACACAGAAGCAGAUGCAAGUGCAACAGUCAUCAGACAUGGAAAUGAGUUCUAGGUUAUCUGAUAUGCUAGAAUCUACCGGGAAAUUGUCUCUUAUCUCUGCGUCCAAGGAUUCAGAAUUUCCCAUGCCACCUCUUGCUCUUGCACCUUCACGACUACAGGAAAUUAGACCAUGUGAAGUUUCUGAUGUACUGCAAGAUUUAGUUGGUGCCAUAAGACCUCUAGCGCAUAAUCAACAACGGGUUGUGGAACUAUGUGAUCUUUCAAUGUCAUUGAAGGUUGCGGUCGAGGAACCUGCUUUACGUCAAGCUUUGAGCAAUUUAAUCGAAGGAGCUUUGCUGCGAACAGAGGUUGGGGGAAGAAUUGAAAUUCUCUCUACUGAAGCGCCAGCAGGUGGUGCUCUUAUAAUCAUUGAUGAUGAUGGGCCUGACAUGCAGUAUAUGACACAAAUGCAUUCACUUACACCAUUUGGGAGUGAUCUAUAUAGUGAAGAUAGGAUGGAGGACAACAUGACAUGGAAUUUCAUUGCCGGGUUGACUGUUGCUCGAGAGAUACUGGAAAGCUAUGGCUGUGUUGUACGAGUUCUCUCUCCAAGAAACACCGAUGCAGCCCUUGGAGCAGGCGGAACCCGUCUAGAGAUCUGGCUUCCCUCUUUCCCUGUAUCACCAUCCGGCACAGAUAGCUUUGCUUGCGAGGCUUGAACGAUAUAUAUAUGUAGUUGUAACAUUGAGUUUUAGAAAAUUUUCAUAUUAUUAGCUCUGCCUGUUUCUCUGUAGAUACGACACAUUAUUCAGGCGGUAGCUCCAGCAAGCUCUCCUCAGGAGGGUGAAAGUGUUGUACCAUUCUCUGCUGAUAUAUAAAGUUAAUGAUUAAGAUGCUA
Molecule: messenger RNA, 2256 nt
Organism: Salvia miltiorrhiza (redroot sage)
Lineage: Eukaryota; Viridiplantae; Streptophyta; Magnoliopsida; Lamiales; Lamiaceae
Product: chloroplast sensor kinase, chloroplastic
Exons: 9
Coding region: 212-2077 (621 amino acids)
Source: RefSeq, a predicted model, not a curated record